GAUUAGUUAUUGCAAUCGAAAUUUUGUGCCGCAACACGUGCGCCGCGUUAAUUCGUUUUGUUUUCUCAUAGAAAAAAUGACUAAAAAACAAGCAACUAAACGUAAGGUAAAGGAUGCUAAGCCCACAAAGGAGCAGGAAUCAGUAUCCGAACAGUCAGAGCAAGAAGAGGACGAAGACUUGUUGCAAGCAGUCAAAGAUCCGGGUGAGGAUUCAACUGACGACGAGGGCAUAGACCAGGAAUACCAGUCAGACAGCAGCGAAGAUCUUGAAUUUGAAAGCGACGAAGAAGGAAAUUACUUGGGGGUCAAAGAAAACAACGCGGAAGAGUCUGAAGAAGACGGUGAGGAAGAAGAAGAUGAAGAGGGCGACAGUAGCGAGGAGGAAAGUGAAGACAAUGCUGAGACUGCCAAAAGCGAGGAGAAGCCAAGUGGCAGCAAAGCGGUGCAGGAACCCAAAAAAUUAAUUGGUGAAAUAACUCCACGUGAUCCCUCAAAGCCCGAGUACGCAGAUUCUGACACUUCCGAUGAGGAGGACAUACGGAACACGGUUGGCAACAUACCUAUGCAUUGGUAUGACGAAUACAAACACAUUGGCUAUGACUGGGAUGCCAAGAAGAUUGUUAAACCGCCCAAGGGUGAUCAAAUCGAUGAUUUCUUGCGAAAGAUCGAGGAUCCGAACUUCUGGCGCACCGUCAAGGAUCCACAAACUGGCCAGGAAGUGUUGCUCACCGACGAAGAUAUUGCGCUAAUUAAACGUGUCAAUUCUGCGCGCAUUCCCAACCCAGAGCACAAUGAAUACGAACCCUGGAUCGAAUGGUUCACCUCGGAGGUUGAGCGUAUGCCCAUAAAGAAUGUGCCCGAUCACAAGCGCUCCUUCCUGCCCUCCGUGUCGGAGAAGAAGAAGGUGUCACGCAUGGUGCAUGCCCUGAAGAUGGGCUGGAUGAAGACCACUGAAGAAGUCGAACGCGCCAAGCAACAGAAACGCGGUCCCAAAUUCUAUAUGUUGUGGGAGACGGACACAGGUCGUGAGCAUAUGCGUCGUAUUCAUGACCCCGUUUCAGCGCCCAAGCGUGAUCUCCCCGGACACGCUGAAUCCUACAAUCCACCGCCGGAGUAUCUGUUUGAUGAGAAAGAGACGAAACAGUGGCUCAAACUCAAGGAUGAGCCACACAAGCGCAAGCUGCACUUUAUGCCACAGAAGUUCAAGUCACUGCGUGAAGUGCCCGCCUAUUCACGUUAUCUACGUGAGCGUUUCUUGCGCUGCCUCGAUCUUUACUUGUGUCCGCGUGCCAAGCGCGUUAAGCUGAACAUUGAUGCCGAAUACCUGAUACCCAAACUGCCUUCACCACGCGAUCUACAGCCAUUCCCCACCGUGGAGAGUCUGGUGUACCGUGGACACACAGAUCUGGUGCGUUCCGUUAGCGUGGAGCCCAAGGGCGAGUAUAUUGUCUCUGGCUCAGAUGACAAGACCGUUAAAAUUUGGGAAAUUGCUACAGGACGUUGCAUACGCACCAUUGAAACUGAUGAUGUGGUGCGUUGUGUGGCCUGGUGUCCGAAUGCCAAAUUAUCCAUCAUUGCGGUAGCCACCGGCAGCCGUUUGUUGCUCGUCAAUCCCAAGGUGGGAGACAAGUUGAUUAUCAAGAAAACCGACGAUUUGCUAGCUGAAGCGCCUAGCCAGGAUGUCAUCGAGAAUGAACGCAUCAAGACAGCCGUGCAAUGGUCCACAGCCGAGGCUGCGGAACAGGAGAAGGGCGUGCGUGUGGUCAUCACGCACUUUAAGCCCAUACGUCAGGUUACAUGGCAUGGACGUGGCGAUUAUCUGGCAACCGUGAUGCCCGAGGGCGCUAAUCGUUCGGCCUUGAUUCAUCAGCUGUCCAAGCGUCGCUCGCAAAUACCAUUCUCGAAGAGCAAGGGACUCAUUCAAUGUGUGCUCUUCCAUCCCGUCAAACCUUGCUUCUUUGUGGCAACUCAACACAAUAUACGCAUCUAUGAUCUGGUCAAACAGGAGCUGAUUAAGAAACUGCUGACCAACUCCAAGUGGAUAUCAGGCAUGUCUAUACAUCCCAAGGGCGACAAUUUGCUCGUCUCCACCUACGACAAGAAAAUGCUCUGGUUCGAUCUGGAUCUGUCCACCAAACCCUAUCAAACAAUGCGACUGCAUCGCAACGCUGUGCGCAGCGUUGCUUUCCACUUGCGUUAUCCGCUGUUUGCCUCUGGAAGCGAUGAUCAGGCGGUCAUUGUCUCACAUGGCAUGGUUUAUAAUGAUUUGCUGCAGAAUCCUUUAAUUGUGCCGCUCAAAAAAUUGCAGACGCACGAGAAGCGCGACGAGUUUGGUGUGCUCGACGUAAAUUGGCAUCCCGUGCAGCCUUGGAUAUUCUCCACAGGCGCCGAUUGCACCAUCAGGCUGUACACAUAAGGCGUGCUACAUUUUUUUUAGUUCUAAGGCACUCAUUUGUAUGAAAACUUGCGAUAGUAAACAAUGUCUAUUCUA
Molecule: messenger RNA, 2491 nt
Organism: Drosophila albomicans
Lineage: Eukaryota; Metazoa; Arthropoda; Insecta; Diptera; Drosophilidae
Product: ribosome biogenesis protein BOP1 homolog
Exons: 5
Coding region: 77-2416 (779 amino acids)
Biological process (GO): maturation of LSU-rRNA from tricistronic rRNA transcript (SSU-rRNA, 5.8S rRNA, LSU-rRNA); ribosome biogenesis
Cellular component (GO): preribosome, large subunit precursor; PeBoW complex
Molecular function (GO): ribonucleoprotein complex binding; protein binding
Source: RefSeq, a predicted model, not a curated record